Schistosoma spindalis is the source of this 671-nucleotide messenger RNA. The record is from the annotation of a GenBank genome assembly. Lineage: Eukaryota; Metazoa; Platyhelminthes; Trematoda; Strigeidida; Schistosomatidae.
ACGGAUUCGAAAAGCUUGUUUGGUUUUUGCCAACUUACGUCACAUAUGACGAAGGCGAGAUAUCCGUCUAUCAAUUAAGGGGCGAGUAUACUGCGCGGCAGUUCGUUCAGUUCUACUAUACGGCUGCGAAACAUGGCCUUUAAGAGUUGAAGAUACUCGUAAGUUACUAGUAUUUGACCACAGAUGCCUUAGAAAUAUUGCUCGCAUCUGCUGGGAUCACCGGGUAAGUAAUAGUGAGGUUAGAUGUGGGGUAUUAGGGAAUUAUGGUAAAUCAGUUGAUGAGGUUAUGAAUCUUCAUCGACUGAAAUGGUUGGGCCACGUGUUGCGUAUGCCUGAACACCGAUUACUACGACGCGCAAUGCUCACUGGUGUUAGGGAUAAUUGGAAGAAAGUUAGGGGCGGCCAAACCAAAACGUGGCAUCAGUGCUUGAAGUCACUAACUUCUGGUCUGAACCAUGGUGGUAGAUGCAGACUACUUGGUUGGGGUCCGUGUGAUUAUCGUAACCAAUGGUUGGAGACUCAUGGUGACAUGGCUCAGAAUCGAUCACAAUGGCGCAGGUGUAUACACUCUCUGUCUUCCCUUAAACUAAGAGAUUAAAAUCGCUUCAUAUCUUUCUUUUUGCGAAGUAAUUCUUUCUUCCUGUACUAUCUCUUUAUAUGCAAUCUUUCUU